Molecule: messenger RNA, 1562 nt
Organism: Bombus terrestris (buff-tailed bumblebee)
Lineage: Eukaryota; Metazoa; Arthropoda; Insecta; Hymenoptera; Apidae
Gene: ytr
Product: U4/U6.U5 small nuclear ribonucleoprotein 27 kDa protein
Exons: 3
Coding region: 435-905 (156 amino acids)
Biological process (GO): RNA splicing
Cellular component (GO): precatalytic spliceosome
Source: RefSeq, a predicted model, not a curated record
CAUGAUCAAUAAUGAUUAAAUUAUAUCGAUAUUAUGGAUUAACUAUAUUAUGUACAAAUACAAACAUGGCAAUAAAUGUCGAUGAGUCGUCAACUAUAAAGGAUAUCACGAAGCAUAACACUGUUUUUUGCUAUACAUACUAAGAAAUCAUUUACACUACAAGAUAUUGUUGCUAUAUUAUAACUGAAGAUCUUAUCUACUAUUAUUUUGUGUAUGAUAUGAGCAUACCAAAUAUGGAUAUAUAAUUAUGUAGCAUAAUAUUACAACUGUGUUAAACAUAACCUAAUAUGAUCCAAUUUAUGUAAACAUAACCUCUUCAUCCUAUCAAUUAUAUAUUCGAUAUAAAAACGUACGUGCAUAUAUGAAUAUGUCCAUUCGACAGACUUUAUCACGUUGUUAUUAAGUUAAUUAUCAAUAAUUAAGUAAUACGAAGUAUGGGACGUAGCCGUACACCUUCACCAAGAAGAAGAGAUCGGUCCCGAGAUCGUGAUCGAGAACGCGAACGAGAUAGAGAUCGAAGAAGAAGACGUUCUCGUGAAAGAAGAAGAAGAUCCGUUGAACGAGACCGAGUAAAGUCGAGGGAUAGAGAAAGAGAUCGUGAUCGUGAACGGGACAGACAUAGACGUUCAUAUAGCAGAUCUAGAUCAAGAGAAAGGGACAGACCUAAACCCAAAUUAAAACCCACAACAGAACGUCCUGUGAUUACAGAGGCUGAUCUUCAAGGAAAAACACCAGAGGAACAAGAAAUGAUGAGAAUAAUGGGCUUUUGUGGUUUUGACACUACUAAAGGCAAAAAAGUUGAAGGGAAUGAUGUAGGAGCCGUACAUGUUAUUCUUAAACGAAAGUAUAGACAAUACAUGAACAGAAAAGGAGGAUUCAAUAGACCAUUGGAUUUUGUAGCAUAAAAAUUAUAAAUGUGAUGAUUCCAUAAAAUUCUUUACAAUUGAUAGAGAUUCCUUAACCUGUGCAAGUUCUAUUGUUUUCAUAAAUCUAAUCAGAAUAAUAAGACGUACAAAUAGUACAAAAAAUAGUUUAUAUAAAUGAAAAUAUAAGUAGACAAAAUAAGUGAUAUAGGUUGACAAAAAUAGAUCCGUAAAAUUUUUCAUUUUAAAAUUUAUUAAACAAUUUUUAUAUAAAAAUACUUAAAAUACAAGCUUUUUUAUAACAAGAAAGUAUUAAAUAUUUUAAUUAAUAAUGUUUCAAUCAUCCACCCUGAGUCGUUUGCUUUGAGAUGUAUCAUCAUCACUAUUGCUGUCACAAUCAUUCAUAUUCGAUGUUUCACUCUCAGUGUUUUCUGGAGCUUGUGUAUUGAGCUAUAAAGUUUAGAGAUAUUCUAGAAUUAUUACAGUACGGAUAAUUUUGUGAAAAAUAAUGUACAAUGCAAUAUCUUUUCUUUUACUUACUAAACUGACAUCCAUUCCCUCAAGCCCCUCUAUCAGUUGUGGAUUUUUAAUUCUAAAAUCCCUUGUUAUACUUCGUUUCAAGUAAUUUUCUAGCGGUAUCUAGAUUUAUACGAAUUAAAAAUUAUGAAUAUAAAAAGGAACGAAGAACAAAAUAUUUAA